This is a messenger RNA of Phalaenopsis equestris, 764 nucleotides long. Its product is annotated as putative peptidyl-tRNA hydrolase PTRHD1. Gene Ontology annotation, molecular function: peptidyl-tRNA hydrolase activity. The transcript is spliced from 2 exons. The coding region runs from base 8 to 538 and encodes 176 amino acids. The record is from RefSeq and is a predicted model, not a curated record. Lineage: Eukaryota; Viridiplantae; Streptophyta; Magnoliopsida; Asparagales; Orchidaceae.
UGUUCCCAUGAAAAAAACCGACCCGAUGAUUCUUAUUAAUUCCCCCGCCUUAAAAUUCUCAACCCUCCCCUCGCUAAGAUCUAGGGUUUCAGCGCUCACUCCUCCUCGCAGAAACACGAACACCUCGUCCGCAGCACCAAUGGAGUUUUCUUCUCUGAGCUCCGGUGGCGUGAAAGAGCCCAGCGAUCUUCUUGUCCAGUACGUCGUUCUCCGGCGUGAUCUGAUCGACGAAUGGCCGCUGGGGAGCACCGUCACACAAGGCUGCCACGCCGCCGUCGCCGCCAUCUGGAACCACCGCCACUGUCCCGAAACCGCCGCCUAUCUCUCUGCUUCCAACAUCGAUUCCAUGAACAAGGUGACGAUGGAGGUUAAGGGAGAGGCACAGAUAAGGAACUUAGCGGAGAAGCUGAGGGCUGAAGGAAUAGAGCACACGCUAUGGAUUGAGCAACCGGAGAACAUACCUACUUGCCUUGCCACUAGGCCUUAUCAAAAGUCAUUUGUUUCCUCCUAUUUCAAGAGACUCAAGCUCUGCAAAUAGAGGGUAAUCAUGCAAGUUAGUGGGCUCUUCUCUCUUUUCCUAUUUGGAAAAAAAAAUUAUUUAUUUUGAUUGUUUUGAUAAUGUGCUUUAGAUUUGAGAAGAAAUUCAUAAUAGUAUGUAUAAGAUGAAACUUUUUUUAUUAUCCUUUCGCUUAAAACCCUAAAUCUUAAUCUUAAAGGUUUGUUUGGCUAUAAGCAUGAUUUAAGUAGAAUCGUGACACAGGAGC